CGCCUCGAUUAUUCGGGCGGGUCGUGGCGGCGGCUCUCCUUACCUCCCUCGGGAUGCCGAAGGCUGAGGAGCUGGCGGCGGCGAGCGGCCCGGGGAGCAGCCCGGAGGAAGAAGAAGAAGAGGAAGGAAAGAAAAGGAAGAAAGAAAUGCGUUCAAAGUCAGAGAAAAGGCCCAAAACUGAGGCGAGGCCUUCGAGAGUGGCAGCAAAGUCCCAGGGACGGGACAGCAAAGAGGAGGGCAUGUUCCAGAUAGGGAAGAUGCGCUACGUCCAAGUGUCCUGCUUCAAGGGGAAGGUGCUGGUGGACAUCAGGGAGUUCUAUACGGACAAGGAGGGGGACAUGAAGCCGGGGAGAAAAGGUUGUGCGUUCCUCACGUACUGUGCCAGAGACUCUGCUAUCAAAGCCCAGACAGCACUGCACGAACAGAAGACUUUGCCAGGGAUGGCACGUCCGAUUCAGGUGAAACCUGCAGACAGCGAGAGCCGUGGAGGUAGGGACAGGAAGCUCUUUGUGGGCAUGUUAAAUAAGCAGCAGUCUGAGGAUGACGUGCUUCGGCUCUUUGAACCAUUUGGGGUCAUUGAUGAAUGUACGGUGCUGCGUGGACCUGAUGGGAACAGCAAAGGCUGUGCUUUUGUAAAGUUCUCAUCUCACACAGAGGCUCAGGCAGCAAUCCACGCACUCCACGGCAGCCAGACAAUGCCCGGCGCUUCCUCCAGUCUAGUGGUGAAGUUUGCUGACACAGAUAAGGAGAGGACCCUCCGUCGUAUGCAGCAAAUGGUGGGGCAGCUGGGGAUAUUCACUCCAUCUCUCACCUUGCCGUUCAGCCCAUACAGCGCCUAUGCGCAGGCUCUGAUGCAGCAGCAGACGACCGUCCUGUCCACCUCCCACGGCAGCUACCUGAGCCCCGGCGUCGCCUUCUCGCCGUGCCACAUCCAGCAGAUCGGGGCAGUCAGUCUGAACGGGCUGCCGGCAGCACCCAUUGCACAGACAUCAGGGCUGCACUCACCGCCUCUCCUGGGAACGACAGCCAUGCCGGGGCUGGUGGCACCCAUUUCCAAUGGGUUUACUGGCGUGGUGCCCUUUCCCAACGGCCAUCCGUCCUUGGAAACAGUUUACACCAAUGGCUUUGUACCAUAUUCAGCCCAGAGCCCAUCGGUAGCAGAGACCCUGCACCCAGCCUUCACCGGCGUCCAGCAGUACGCAGCUGUGUAUCCAACCACCUCCAUCACCCCCAUUGCGCAGAGCAUCCCGCAGCCGCCGCCCGUCCUGCAGCAGCAGCAGCGUGAAGGUCCUGAAGGCUGCAACCUCUUCAUCUACCAUCUCCCUCAGGAGUUUGGAGACAAUGAGUUGAUGCAGAUGUUCCUUCCCUUUGGCAAUAUCAUCUCCUCCAAGGUGUUCAUGGAUCGUGCCACCAACCAGAGCAAGUGUUUUGGUUUUGUAAGCUUCGACAACCCAUCCAGUGCACAAACUGCCAUCCAGGCCAUGAAUGGCUUCCAGAUUGGCAUGAAACGUUUGAAGGUCCAAUUGAAACGACCCAAGGAUGCCAACCAUCCCUAUUGACAGCAGCGAGCAAGCAGGAGUCACUUCUGCAGCACAGAUCCAGUAUUACACAGCCCGUUGUUUUUCUUUUCUCUCCUUGAAGUGACUCACAGGACCAAACUUUCCCAUUCAGACACUACUUGUCAGAGGGGUUGGAAGCGAAGGGUUUACCUCUGCAGCCGUGUCUUCUCAGCGGGCACUGCAAACAGACCUGAACAUUUUGAGAGGAUGCCUGGAUGGACAGAGAGCGAGGGAGGGCCCAUCUCCCCGCUCAGCAUCAGCACCAAGCGAGGAGAAGGAGAACUACUUACCUCCAGGGUUAGGGCACA
Meleagris gallopavo (turkey) is the source of this 1867-nucleotide messenger RNA. NCBI's taxonomy places the organism in Eukaryota, Metazoa, Chordata, Aves, Galliformes, Phasianidae. The record is from RefSeq and is a predicted model, not a curated record.